CCCAUGCAUGAGGUGGAUGCCCAAGAGACAUCAUUCCAGAUCCUUGAGGGCUUGUCUUAUAUGCAUCGUAAAGGGAUUGCUCAUCGAGAUAUUAAACCUGGUAACAUACUCAUCAGGUCCCAGCCACCAAAAAGUAAAUGAUUGGUCAAAAUCAGUAAUUUUAGCAUGAGCAAAACGCAUUGAAGCGUCCAACGCACAAUCAACCGUCAGCGACACAAUUCAGUAUAUGGCACCGGAGCUCCUCUGGUAUGAGCCAGGCAAUCCCAUCCACUACAUGGCAGCCGAUAUGUGGGCGCUUAGCGCAAUGGUCUACCGAAUGGCUCACCCUGAUGCCCGUCUUUUCUACUCCGGGCGCGUAUAAUUAUUAUCUAGUAAAUAUGGAUGCGUUUCCUUUAGAAGAGCUCAGAAAGCGAGGCGCCAGCUCAGAUGCGGUACUGUUUAUUCGUUCGCUCAUGGGGCCUCACCCUGGAGAGCGCCUUGCGUCAGACAAGCCCGUGGAACAUGUUGGGUUGCAUCUUUUAAGAGCCAGUUAACACAAAUCCCUGCAUCACCGGCACCCACACCAUCGUAAGUAUUGCAUGUAAAGCGUAAGACAAAGAGGCCAUGCAAAUUAC
Trichoderma asperellum CBS 433.97 is the source of this 614-nucleotide messenger RNA. The record is from RefSeq and is a predicted model, not a curated record. Lineage: Eukaryota; Fungi; Ascomycota; Sordariomycetes; Hypocreales; Hypocreaceae.